AUGUAUGUAUCAACCAUAGCCACAGUCAUAACCAAAGCCCAGGCCUCCAGAGUCAUGGUCCUGCCCACCAUGGUUGUAGAUAAAGAAUCUCAUGGAAUGCGAGUUAGAGGGGAUCAUUUCUAUAGUUCGUCACACAUUUCUUCUAUCAAACUUCAGUAUAACUGGAUUUAUGUUGAAGUCUUUGCUCAACUUGGAUUUGAGCUUUGUGCAGGAACAACCUCAACAACCAGCACCAUGUGUGGCUACUACGGAAACUACUAUGGCGGCAGAGGCUAUGGCUGCUGUGGCUAUGGAGGCCUGGGUUACGGCUAUGGAGGCCUGGGCUAUGGCUGUUCUGGCUAUGGAGGCCUGGGUUAUGGUUAUGGAGGCCUGGGCUAUGGUUAUGGAGGUCUGGGCUGUGGCUAUGGCUCCUACAGCGGCUGUGGCUACCGUGGGCUGGGCUGUGGCUAUGGCUGUGGCUAUGGUUAUGGCUCACGCUCUCUCUGUGGCUGUGGCUAUGGAUGUGGCUCUGGCUAUGGAUCUGGAUUUGGCUAUUACUACUGA
Messenger RNA from Chionomys nivalis (European snow vole), 543 nucleotides. Its product is annotated as keratin-associated protein 6-3-like. The coding region runs from base 1 to 543 and encodes 180 amino acids. Gene Ontology annotation, biological process: keratinization. The transcript has 4 exons. Lineage: Eukaryota; Metazoa; Chordata; Mammalia; Rodentia; Cricetidae. The record is from RefSeq and is a predicted model, not a curated record.